Penicillium macrosclerotiorum is the source of this 2163-nucleotide messenger RNA. RefSeq names its product transcription factor domain-containing protein. Gene Ontology annotation, biological process: positive regulation of transcription from RNA polymerase II promoter by galactose; DNA-templated transcription. Gene Ontology annotation, cellular component: nucleus. Gene Ontology annotation, molecular function: zinc ion binding; RNA polymerase II cis-regulatory region sequence-specific DNA binding; DNA-binding transcription factor activity, RNA polymerase II-specific. NCBI's taxonomy places the organism in Eukaryota, Fungi, Ascomycota, Eurotiomycetes, Eurotiales, Aspergillaceae. The transcript is spliced from 3 exons. Bases 1 to 2163 code for a protein of 720 amino acids. The record is from RefSeq and is a predicted model, not a curated record.
AUGGACUCAGACCACCCAAGACCAGAGAACAAUAUUUCCACACAACGACGGAAGAGGGCAAAAUAUACCGCUGUCGCUUGGGUGGAUACUCGGUUUGACACUGUUCAUCACCAGAUCGAGACACUACGGAAGGAAGUUGAGGUUCUUUCCGCACGGUUGCGUAAAGUGGAAAAGGUCACCCCUGUCUCUUCGCCUAAGGCAGUGACAUCUUCAGCCGGUGCAGGGCUACACCGAAUUUUGAAUGCGCCAAACUCGCCUUCCUACAUCGGACCCACUAGCGCUGAAUUUGGUCUGAGUCAACCAUACAAACACCUGUCACACGAAUCAGACGUUGAGACCGAACUCGGGGUGGAUGAGGACGAUAGGGAUCUCAAUCAGUCGACAGCUGCUCAAAGCCUCCCUCCGGCGAGGAAAGUGGGUACGCUAGAAACUGAUGAUUCAUUAAGACAUCUAGGACUGGAGGAGGUUCUACGACUGCUGCAGGUGUACGAAGAUACAGUUGGAAUAAUGUAUCCUUGUGUCGAUCUGGCUAGCGUGCGCGCUUACAGUGCCGAAUUCUUUCACUCAACUACUUCUAGCAGUGGUCAAUCAGCUAGUGCUGUGCCCACAUUGUCUGAUCAGGACUGGUUUCAUGCACGAGACAUCCAGGUGCUAAGUAUUCUACUAGCAACGGCUCUUUUAGUCGAAUCUCACGGGCGGAGUGAGCUUGCAGCUCGCCUGGCAGAUAAUGUCGAGGACCGAUUUGCCAGCCGACUCAAAAUCGCUCAAGUGGAUAUGAAGGAAAUUCUUAUUCUCACCUUACUAUCCAUUUUUCACUCCUAUCGUGAUGAUGAAGUGAUUGCUUGGCGGCUCACGGGUAUGGCAGCCCGAGGAAGUAUGGAGCUUGGCCUACACUGCCAAGAAACAUGGGAAAAAGCCGGCGGGGUAUUCCCAGGCGCACUGGAAUUGAUGUGGGCCAGUCGGCUAUUCUGGUGCAUUUAUGUUUUGGACCGCAAGUGGUCAUUCGGAACCGGCCUACCAUUUGCUAUUCAGGACUCGGAUAUGGACACCAACUUACCAGAGCCCGGUCACUCCUCGCCUUAUCUUACUUGUAUGAUUUCUUAUGCUCGGCUAGGUACAAAAAUUUGGGGACUCGUUGUUGGAUGGCCGAAUCGGUCGCGAGAAGCGAUUUCAGAAGGAUGUGCGCUUCUAGAUGCGCAGGUGCAGCAAUGGGUACGAUCUAUCCCCCGCGAACUACGUUUCGACCCAAACUGGCGAUCGCCAGCAGGGUCGGAACAGACUGAUCGUGUCAUGAUGCUUCAAGUGUUACUGGCGCUCCAAGCCAAUCAGCUUCGAAUCCUCGUCUAUCGACAAAACCUUCUAAGCAGUGAGCGAAUUGCCGAGGAUCCCUCUGGAGCUUCUGUUGCCGUCGAGACUGCAAAAAGCACAAUCCAUAUGCUGGACUAUUUCAGUCGCGUUUCAAACAUAUACUUCCAGCGACCAGAGCCCUUCAAUUACUUCUUGAUAUCUGCUCUUGCUGCCUUGUUCUUGGCAGUGCUACAUGCUCCUGCGCGGUAUAGCCAUACUUGUCGACCGGAGUUUUAUUCUGCAAUCGAUAUGGUUCGUCGCUCGGCAACUAGGGCCCGCACCUCUCGGCGCCUUCAGAAGAUCAUUUACAGUCUGAAGCGAAUCCAACUAAAUGUGCGAUGGCGAAAUGAGCAGGGCGCACAAUCUCCAACAAAGCGCCAUAGAGCGCCAAAACGAAUUGCAGAUUCCCGGAGAAAUCCCGGGGUUCCUUCCAAGCCACCUUUACCACCGUCUCUUGCAGCAGGAAGUUUAUGGGGCGCAACUCCGCUAUCUUCGAGCACAGAAUCCCCACCCAAUCAAGGCAUGCCCGGUCUGUAUCAUCCAUCUGACAUCAAUACACCGCAGACAUCAUCUGGAAUAUCCUGGCCACGAUCACCUGGAACUGCCGUGGAAGCAGAAUCGAACGGUUGUGAAGAUUUGAGUAGUUUUUUUGAGAUUGCGGGUGGUCUUUAUUUCGACCCUGGCGCAGAUGCAGAGUUGACGACGGGUGUAGAUUUCGGAAUGUCUCACUUGGAAAAUGGACGGAUGUCUGGUGUUCUUGAUGCGUUUCAGGCUUCGGAUGAAGCGCUCACAAGGGUGAUGGCUGGCUUGCUGUGA